AUGUAUCAGGAAAAUAUAGGACUUCGGGCGUUCAACUUUUCCUGGAACCCGUUGGUCAAUAAGGCGGGGACAGAACUUGCACGUGCGAUUCGCGAAAAUUCGAGUCUGACAGAUUUGACCAUUCGUGAUUGUCGUAUUGAAGACAACGUGGCAGAAGCGAUUGGUCAGGCUCUGUUCGUUGGAUCUGCGGAGGAUUCGAAACUGCAAAGCUUGGAUUUACGUGGCAAUCCGAUCAGCACAAGCGGAGUACUGCGUUUGCUAAACCAAAUUAAUCGUAUUGAAACAACGAAACUGACGAAGAUUAGGAUGGAGGAUAUUUCGUUUGACUGUCCAUGUAUGCGAAUGAUUGAAACGAUUGAACAGAAGUUACCCAACCUAUACAUUGUACACGGUCCUGAACUCAUUGUUGGCAACACGGUUGAGGAUGUCAAAUCAGCCGGCGGCCAGUUUGCCGAUCUGUUUUCACUACUGCGACUGGGUAUCCGGUUCGGAGGCAAACGUCUUGUCGAUGCUCUCAUGGAUGCCGAUACGGAAGGCGCUCAAACAGUCACCGUAUCACAAUUUGUGGAAGCAUUGACGGUAAGAUGCCCGCAUCGUAUGGAAGAAAAUCGAUGCCUUAUGUGGAAUGUUUCAUUGAUUGAUGUGGCUUCAUGUGCCUGUAGUGAAUUAAAACGAGUCGCUGAAUGA
Messenger RNA from Echinostoma caproni, 687 nucleotides. NCBI's taxonomy places the organism in Eukaryota, Metazoa, Platyhelminthes, Trematoda, Plagiorchiida, Echinostomatidae. The record is from the annotation of a GenBank genome assembly.